This is a messenger RNA of Maylandia zebra (zebra mbuna), 1925 nucleotides long. It is a transcript of the gene clul1, whose product is annotated as clusterin-like 1 (retinal). The record is from RefSeq and is a predicted model, not a curated record. Lineage: Eukaryota; Metazoa; Chordata; Actinopteri; Cichliformes; Cichlidae. Gene Ontology annotation, cellular component: nucleus. Gene Ontology annotation, molecular function: misfolded protein binding.
CGUCAGGUCAAGAUAUCCUGACGAGAUCUGUCCACACCGAGCACUUUGUUUAUUUCGGUCGACAGAGAAGCACCUUCAGUCUGCUGCUGACUUUUUAUUAGUCGCUGUGACAGAGCUCCAAAAUGAACUUCCUGCUGGGUUUAACACUUUUGUUGGUGACGCUGGGUCUCCUCGAUUCUGUACCUACGGAUCAAGGUGAAGGCAUCUCAGAGGACACUUUAAAACAGUUGUCACUGGGUGGUGAGAAGCUUGUGGAUGAGGAGGUAAGGAGAGCUUUGUAUGGGGUGAAGCAGAUGAAGGAGGUGAUGUGGAGGAAUGAGCAGAAGCAUGAACACCUGAUGAGGUCUUUGAGAAACAGCAGCGAAAAGAAGAAGGGGGCAGCAGAACUAGCCAAGGAGGUGACUGAGAAGCUAAAAGAGGCAGAGGAGCAGUGCAAAGACUCCCUGCAGACUGAGUGGGAGGACUGCAGACCCUGUCUGGAGGAUGCAUGUAAAAACUUCUAUACCUCCACCUGCCGCAGGGGCUUUGCUUCUUUCCAUACUAAGGUAGAAAACUUUUUUAAAAGAGUUUCCCGGCGCUUUGGUCCCCGUGAGACCAACUUGGAAGCAGGGGACAUUCUGGUAAACCAGGAUAACAACACAGACACAGAGAUCGUCCAGAUGGAAGACUCCUUCAACCGACUGGUCAAUAAAGUGGGAAUGCUGGUGAACCGUAGCGUCACCCUGGUCUCUAAGCUGAGCAGCAGGCUUGACAAAGCUCUUCAGAGAGCCUUUCUGAACAACACCGAUAUCCUGAUGGAAGAAACCACCUCUGAUCCCUACGACCCUGCCCGGGACUCGGGCUUCCUGCAGGGUGUGGGACUAGAGGAAGUACUGGAAUCCUUCUUUGACUUUGCUAAAAGUGUGGUGGAUGAGUUUGGAGCUGUGGUGACCCAGGUGUUUGAUGAUAUCCACAAGACAGUGGAGGAGGAGAAGAAGAAAGAGAGGGAAAGUCUUCCUCGCUUCCUGCAGAACAGGAAGCUGUGCAGAGCCCUCCGCAGACAGACAUCAGAGUGCUGGCAGCUACAGAGCGAGUGUGAGAACUGCCAGGGAGCUCUGCUCACAGAGUGUCCCAGUGUUCGGGAACUGCACGUGGAGUUGGAUGACGUUUCUCAGCUGCUGGAAAUCUCCAAAGAGCAGUUUGAUGAGAUCUUGUCUAUUGUCCAGCACCACACUGAUGAAACAGUCAGUUGGCUCAGCAACAUGUCGGCUGUAUACAGCUGGGUGGCUCAGGCUGUGAGCAACAGCAGCGCUUCACAAAAUAUCUUCCACAUCACCAAGGUGGCGCCAGAGAGCCACAAUGAACAGAAUGAGGCUGUUCGUGAGACCAAGGUGGAGGUAAGCAUCCUAAACUCUCCUCCGCUUACCCUCACCGUUCCCAGCGAGCUGGAGCUGCAGGACCCAGCCUUCAUUCAGUAUGUGGCUCGAGAGGCUCUGGAGAAGUACAAGGAGAUGGUCAGGUUUGAAGAUGAGUAAUACUGCAGUGUGCAACAGUGAAUACAACUCGAGCAUGUUUGUAUUGUAGCCAUCAUCUUGUUGAAAUCUACAAAUGUCAAAUCAAAGUCAGAAAGCAUCAGUAUUCAGUAAAGUAAAAAGAAGCAUAAAUUUAAAUGAAUUUUUAAAAAUAGCCACGUUUAAGAAAACAUCUGGACGUCUUGGGUCCGACUCUUCAAGAAGAUCACUGCAACUCGUCAAGAACACAAGUAGUAAAAGUAACCUUUGAGUAAACCUUUUAUUUUUUUUCCUGUACAAAAAUCAUUAUUAGUAACUUUUCUCAUUCAUUUCAUUAUUCAUGUCCCUACUAGUUCAAGUCCCCAUGUCUUUAUGUUUAAGAACAAUCACACAUGUUCUUUGAGUGAUGAACAGAAAGAAUUACAACAACAACAA